GGUACUUAGGUACUUGAAUGCUUGACUAACACGUACCUGCUUGCACUGUAGAGGAGUAAAAUGAAGUAACGGGCGGCGAGAAUACUUUGGUAGGUACUUAGAAAAACACAGUGUCAGGUCACGAGGGACUAGAUUAAUUCCGAUACGCAUCAGCCCAAUAAAAUGUGGAACUUGCCGCCGCCUCCGCCUCCGCCUCUUUUUCCCCUUCCCACUGCCACCUGGGUCCUGCACCACCACACUUUGACGCUCCCCCCAAGCACUUUUUUUUCCUGCUCAUCCACAACCUACCAUCUCGUCUUUGCGGCUCAGUCGUCGUCCACUUACACAGUUGACCUUCUCAUUCUUUACCUGCACUACGAGGGCAAUUGUCUUCUGCAACCUAUCUUUUUUUCGGUGAAAAAGGGGACAAUUUAAUUCUUUCGCAUAACGAAAUUUUUAAACUUGUAAUAAAGAAAGAAAAAAAUUUAGUCAAAAAAAAAAAAGAUCAGCAACCCGGACGCGGCGAAGCGCGAUCAUCAACAACACCAUCAACUCAUAGCAGCAGCCACGACCUCCAGCCACACCGUUUAGCCAUAUUGUUCGUCGAGCUCAACGAUGCGUCGCUGAUGCGCCUACCCUUCUAUCGCGUCUCUUCUAAGUCGAUUUCAAUUAAUUUCUCGUAGGGAUUUCAAUCGCGUUCUUCGUGAUAAAUUACCUGAACUCAUGGCGUCCGAGAAAGGUCCUGUCGCGACGGAAGCCCCGCCCUUCUCAGCCUCUCCUUCGCAACCUACUCUUUCUUCGGAACCCGUGUCCGUGGAGACCUUGACCGCCGAAGCCGCUCGUGCGACACAGUCUCUGAAGAGACAACGGGAAUCAUCGCCAGUCUCGCCGUCUACGGCCUUGUCCGCUCUGCAUAGAGAGCUUUCACCGUCUAAAUCAGCUAGGCUGAUCGGUAUAUCGUCGAGGUACUCCCCUGCGCCCUUAACUGGAGCUGCAGCUAUCGAAGACGAACGGAAUAGGGAAGAUGAGCAGUACAAGCUCCAGGUUUCUGGGGCUAGCGACAAUCCUGCAUUUAAAGCUCAAUCUGCGCUCCUGUCUGCGAGCGCUCUAGCUAUGAGUCGACCUCAGGAAGCUCCUCAGGACGCGCCGCAAGAGAUACCUCAGGAUAUCAGUCAUGAUGUGCCUCGGGAUGUUUCCCAGAAUGUUCCUCAAGACGUCCCACAAGACGCUCCUCAGCCAGACGAUGCGCAACCGACAACCGCACCCCCUCCUGUGUCUAUACCACUCCCCGACGCUCCGGAAGCAGAACCUAAACCCGAUAAUAUUAGUCCUCAGAGUACGACGAGUUUGGGUAGCUUAGCUGGCGGAUCUGGCGGACCCGUGACAACUAGUCCUGGACCUAUGGAGAUUGACGGACGUAGUGACCGGUCUGGCUUUGGAGCACAGCCACCGGCUUCAAUGGAAGAAAAAAAUGUCACUUCACUCUCGUACCCUGGUAUACUACCACCUGCAAACAUGCCUGCUCCUCCGACCCGGGGAAUGAGUAUGCCAAUGACGCCAAACCAACAGGUGGCACCUCGUUCACCAAACUCAAAGAAACAUAAAUGUCCAUAUUGCGAGACAGAAUUUACGCGCCAUCACAAUCUAAAGAGCCAUCUUCUCACACAUAGCCAAGAGAAACCGUAUGUUUGUCAAACGUGCUCAAUGCGCUUCCGUCGUCUACACGAUCUUAAGCGUCACACUAAACUACAUACUGGGGAAAAACCUCAUGUGUGCCCAAAAUGCGACAGAAAGUUUGCGCGUGGUGAUGCUCUAGCACGGCAUAGCAAAGGUCCCGGCGGUUGUGUAGGUCGGCGAAGUAGCUUAGGCAGUUUUCUCGGUGACGAAGAGGUCGAAGGUUCCAGUCAUAUUGAGGGUGAUGACUCUGCAAUGUCCGGAGUCGUAUAUGAAGGUAGUAAUGAUGCCGAUUUGACGGAAGAAGAACGGCGACGUCUCAGCCUACCUAGCAUAAAGGCUCAGCAUAUUCAAGGGUCUACAACAGGCCGACUAUUUCCACCUAACGUGGAUCGUGGUUCUGGAAGCUCGAACACGCCCCAAACCGCAGGCACGAACAUCACGUCUCUUCCGGUCGGCGCCAGUAACCCAGCCAUGUACGCACAAAACGCUAUGACCGAGAGUCCUAAACCCCUCAGUCCCUCGGGCGCUCAGGGCCACGAUUCCGCCAACAUUAACAGACAACGUUCGCCGAGUUUGACCGCUCAAUUUCAACAGCAACACUUCGGUCGUCAUCAAUCAGACCGACAUACACCUCCAGUACCUGGGUUUUCCGCAGCCGACGCCGUUAGAUACGCCGCCGCAGCGGGAGCUGUUCAGCUCGCUGCCCCGACUUCACAGUCCACGUCCAGCAGUUCAGGUCAAGCAGCAGUCGCGGGGUCCGGGACGACUCAAUCUCAAACGUCUAGCGUGCCCGGCCAAAAUGGCGGGAGUGGUGACAGCUCAACUAACAAUAUAUUCGCGACUGACCAUGGCAUUUGGGCCUACAUCCAUGGCCUUGAGGACCAAGUUAGACAAUUGAACGAACGGGUCCAGACUAUGGAAGCAACGGGGAGGUCUCAGGAAGAUAAGAUUACGUAUCUUACUACUGAGGUGACUACUCUACGGGGCCAAAUUGAGAUGAAGACAGACCCGACCGACAAGAUCAGCUAAGACAAUGCGGUAUCUCAUAAUAGGACUAUGGCAUCAUGUGGUGGGAGGCAUGGUUAAGUUAAGCGCUGGGAUUUAUUAUUACGUAUGCACGAGUACGAUGCAUAUGAGGGAUCUGGAGGUUGCACAUCUUAUUCUUUGCGGUCGCUGCCAAGUCCACUACAGCGGAUAUUUGGCUUAUUAAUAAGGGGGCGUUUUCCGGAGUUACCGGGUGUGUUACAAAAAGCUGGGUUUGUGUUUUGCUGAUAUUCGCCUGAUACUUCGCGCGUUUCCUGAGGUCUUUCGUUCUUGCUUCUGGUGAUAUCCCCUUUUUCGGACCUGGAGCUAGCCGGGUUGGAACACAAGUUUUUCUCAUUUCCAUAGCAUUCGCUUUCGUAUCCAACCGUGUACUAUAUACAAGCGCAGAUAGAUGCCUCGAGGUAGGGCAAAAAAGCAAUCUAUCACUAUUAAUUCGCGA
Messenger RNA from Hypoxylon trugodes, 3139 nucleotides. RefSeq lists its product as uncharacterized. Gene Ontology annotation, cellular component: nucleus. Gene Ontology annotation, biological process: regulation of transcription by RNA polymerase II. The record is from RefSeq and is a predicted model, not a curated record. Bases 703 to 2685 code for a protein of 660 amino acids. Gene Ontology annotation, molecular function: DNA-binding transcription factor activity, RNA polymerase II-specific; RNA polymerase II cis-regulatory region sequence-specific DNA binding. The transcript has 3 exons. Lineage: Eukaryota; Fungi; Ascomycota; Sordariomycetes; Xylariales; Hypoxylaceae.